UGCUGACAAAAAAGCCCUUGCAACUUGGUCAUCAAUGCAUCUACAGUCUCUACUUGCCUUCUAUAAUCCUACAUGCCCCAAAACAUCUUUUUUUUUGACUUUUGAUGUUGGGUUCUUAUUUUUUUCCUCUAAAAUUCUAGAGGAAUUAAGUGGAACUCUUCAGGAUUGGUUCUGGAGAAUCUGGGUUUGGUUUUCUUUAAAUUUGAUCAAGCAACUUGAUCAUCUGUUGUUCAUGGUUCUUGUUUGUAGAGAAGUGAGCACAGAAACCAAGUAAAACAAUUACUGGUCCAUGGGUAUUUAUUUGGCUUUCUAACCUUCUAGGAUCAGCAAAUUGAAAACCAAAGACACUCAACAGCUUUCUGUUUCCCUUUCCUGAUUCUUUUCCCCUUUUUUCCUUUUGAGGUGGUGUUUGGUUGCAGAGCAGAAAAUUGAGGUUCCCGUGACAACUAAGAGGAGUGUUCCAUGGAAAUUCAAUGGUUUUUAGAGGUGUGUUUGGUUACAAAGUAACUGAUAUAUGGUGGCUUCAUAGGAUGUAUACAGAAUCACUAGUUUUCUGAAGUGUAUUCACUAGGGAUGUUUGAUGGGAGUAUGAUAAUGUCCUUUUAUACACUAAACCAUUCACCAGCCCUUUUAGGUAAUGUAUAUAAGAAUAGGACAUAUUAUAGGACAAGAUUUAAUCCAUCUAUGGCCAUACAACCCUCUUCACUGCUGGUACAGACUGAUGAGGGUGGAAACUUACUGGAAUCAAAGAAGAUCUCAAGUUCAGGUACAGCGAUAACAAGCUGUCUGACACCUAAUUCUCUGCUCAGCCAAGCCAACACCAUCGGUAUCAUUGGAGGAGCAUCUGUGUUCUCUACUCUGAUAUUCUUGGAAAAGCUUGUUUGGUGGUGUUCAAGAGAUGGAGGAGAAAGCAUUCCUUUUGUGGUCUGCAGCGAUCCGGUAAUAAGUAGAGAGCUCCUGUUUCAUGGUUCAUUUCCUUCAUUUUAUGGCAGAGAUGCUCAAAUUCCCUUAAACCAUGGAAUGAUUGUGCAGAAUUUGAAGCAUAAAAGGGCAAUUCUCGAGCAGUCAGGAGCUCGUUGCAUUGUCAUGCCAUGCCAUAUGUCUCAUAUGUGGUAUGGUGAGGUAUCCCAGGGAUGUUCUGUACCUUUCCUUCAUGAAGGUGAUUGUGUUGCCAGGGAGCUCAAAGAAGCCAAGCUGAAGCCACUUGCUGUUGGGAGUAGCGUGCGGAUAGGGGUGCUCGCCACUGAUGCAACUUUAAUGGCUGGGUUUUUCCAGGAGAAACUAGAGAGUCAGGGCUUUGAGGUUGUGUUACCUGACAAAGCGACGAUGGAGCAUAUAAUAAUUCCUGCAUUCGAAGCAUUGCAUAGAAGAGACAUGGAAGGGGCAAGAAAUCUCGUAAGAAUUGCAGUGCAUGUUCUUUUGGUGAGGGCUGUGAACGUUGUCAUCCUCGCUUCUGAUGAACUACAAGGUGUUCUGCCUCACAAUGAUCCUCUUCUUAAAAAAUGUAUUGACCCCAUGGAUGCUUUGGCCAGGUCAACUAUAAAGUGGGCAAAAUCUACUGAAGAGGUACACAAGCAAACUUGAUAAGAACUUAAUCAGUCCAAGCAUAUUUACAAGCACCACUCACAAAAGCUGUGUGUCACUCUAGGUGAAACAUUUUUGUGCCAAUGGACUUGGUUAUGAAAAGAAAUCUAUACACACUACUUUAAUUGUAGAUGUGAUUUGUGGUUUACAUAUUGUCCAUAGAGUCGAUAUGAAAGGCAUUGCCUCAUUUGAUUUAGUGCAAUAUUCCUUGAGUCAUUUGAUUUGUUUGAUGAACUAAGGUGAGAUAUAAAACAGUUGUCUGUCAUUUGUAGUUUCUUGGAUUGACAACAUGUUUAAUGGAGUUCAUAAUCUCAAGUAUCAUAUUUCUCAA
Messenger RNA from Cornus florida, 1915 nucleotides. RefSeq lists its product as uncharacterized. The record is from RefSeq and is a predicted model, not a curated record. Lineage: Eukaryota; Viridiplantae; Streptophyta; Magnoliopsida; Cornales; Cornaceae. Bases 574 to 1584 code for a protein of 336 amino acids. The transcript is spliced from 2 exons.